UGUUGACACGGGAGGAUGGCCAAACACAUCUCCCUGAAGCUGAUCUCCAUAGACAGCGGACACGAAGAUGAUCCCAUUAGCGCUGGCUGCAGCGGCACAUGCUCAGUUAUGCUUGUUGAUGGGGAUCUCAGUAGGCUGUGCGUGAACACUGAGGUCAUCGCCUGCGCUGAGGAAAAAAUACUCAGCGCAGCCUCCAUUUUGAGUAGUAUGAAAUAGAGGAAAGCAUAGUUUUGAGCCGCUGCAGCAAACAAACUGUAAACACAAGCGAAGCAGCCUCUGUCAUGGACGACCUGUUCAGUCCGCGAAGGCAGCUGAACAGCACACAAGGAGAGAUUCGAGUGGGACCAAGUCAUCAGGCCAAACUACCUGAAUUACAGCCGCCCCCUGCUCAUAGAACAGAGUCUGUAACAGGAAAUGAGGAGCUGGUGUGGGCACCGGGGGUCAAUGACUGUGACCUUCUCAUGUACCUACGGGCUGCCAGGAGCAUGGCAGCUUUUGCAGGGAUGUGUGAUGGCGGUUCAACGGAGGAUGGUUGUCUUGCAGCUUCCCGGGAUGACACCACAUUAAAUGCUUUAAAUACGCUCCAUGAAAGCCAGUACAACGCAGCAAAAGCCCUGCAGUGUCUGGUGAAGAAACCAGUUCCAAAACUCAUUGAGAAGUGCUGGUCAGAAGAUGAAGUGAAACGGUUUAUCAGAGGUCUCAGACAGUAUGGAAAAAACUUCUUUAAGAUCCGUAAGGAGUUACUUCCUAGUAAGAAAACGGGUGAGCUUAUCACUUUCUACUACUACUGGAAGAAAACUCCCGAAGCCAUGGCGUCACGACCUCAUCGGCAGCAGAGAAGGCAGCCGGUGUCUCGCAAAGUGAAAACUCGCAACGCGACAGCUGCAGCCAAUGCAACAUCUCACACUUCUUCCAUGGAACUUAGUUCUGCAAGUGAAGAUGAUCUGGACAGUGAGGAUAGUGAGCAGAGUGGCAAAGGUCAAGCCUGCAGUCACUGUCUGACCACUAACUCCAAAGACUGGCAUCAUGGAGGGAGAGACAACGUCUUGCUGUGCUCUAGUUGCCACUCUCAUUUCAGCAAGCAUCGGCGCCUGCCACCUGUUCCCAAACCAGCAGAUCCACCCUACCUCUUCAAACCUGUCAGAGAAGAGGAAGAGGGAGUCAGACAUGGGAUGAAGACCCGACGGAGCCGGGUUCCACCACAUAUGUCAUCACUUCGGAGUGGGCGCAACAGACCAACUGGAAGUCCAGACAGGAGCAUGUCUCCAACCCUCGAGGAUGUGCGAUCUAAUGGACAGUCCCCCAGAGCCAGUUCCACUGCUAUGGCAACCAGGGCUUCCAGCUCUGAUAUCAAGAAUGGAGUGGCUGGGAAGACCAGCAAGAAGAUAAAAGUAGAGGCGUCUAUUGUAAAGGGCGUGAAAAGACAGAGAGAGUCAGGAGCUCCAGAUGCUGAUGAGCCUGAAAGGAAAAACAUGAAACGACCUAAGAAUCAGGAGGGUCCUGAUUCUCCAUCAGAAGGUGAGGGUGAAGGCGAGAGCUCCGACAGCCGCAGCGCCAAUGAUGAUGGCAGCAGUGACACUAAAGACAUUGAUCAGGACAACCGCAGUUCCUCCCCCAGCCUGGCCAGUCCCCUGCAGGCCAACGAAAGCGACUCGGACUCCCCAGCACCACCCCCUGCACCAGGCCCAACCCCAAAAUCCCAGCCGCAACAGCCUGCUGAGACCCCAACAACACAUGCCCCAUCUGAAACACCACCAUCUCCUCAGCCCUCUCUGCCUGUGUCCUCAUCCGAACCUUUACCUGGAACUUUUACCACCACCUCGAAGGCACCAUCCAUAGAGGUUUCCCAGGAGGUUCCAUCUCCAACCACUUUCAGAUGUGGUCCCAGGGGACCUGAACCCCCCACCUCUUAUUCAAACUCCUCGUCUCAGUGUCCAGGGCAGGGGCAGUCAUUCCCUGUGCCGCCCCAUUAUCAGCACAAUCCAGAUCAGCUGCAGAAUCCUUCAUCUGGGGCAAAUCAGCCACCAGGGUUUGCUUCCAGACCAUUGCACCUUCAAAAAGAGAGCCCUCUUCCUCCUCUUCCCCCUACAGCAGCAUCCCAAAUCAAGCCCCCUCCGACCACUCCAAUUCCACCUUCUCACAAGCAGCCCCCUCACCUUUCUGCACCUCCACCCCAUUUUCUGCAGAUUCACCCUAAUCUUCCUCCACCUCCUGCUCUAAAACCGCUUGCUUCCCUGCCCUCACAACACUUGCCUUGUUCCCAGCCUCCUCCAUUGCAUAUAAUUCCACAAAAUCACCCUGCUCAACCUUCCGUUCUGAUUCAGUCGCAGAGCCAGCAGGUCAAAGGUCAUACUAGUGGUGCCCCUCCAGCUGCAGAAAGUUCUCACCCAUUGCUUCCUCAAAAUAGUCCUGCAGCUCAGUCCACUGCUUCAUUCCCUCUGUAUGCUUCUCCGAUCCCUGCCCAUCAGCCCUCCACAUCCUCCUCAGCAAGCACUCCUGUUGGACAGGCUCAUAUCAAAGAGGAGCCAAUUGAUGAGGAGGAGGAGUGUGACAGCCCGCCUCCCCCUCGCAGAAGUCCCUCUCCAGUACCGACAGUGGUUGACAUACCCAGUCACGCAAGUCAGUCAGCAAGAUUCAUCAAACACCUCAACCGAGGUUACAACUCCUGCUCUCGCACAGACCUGUACUUUACCCCAUUGGCCUCUUCAAAACUGGCCAAAAAACGAGAGGAAGUUGUUGAAAGAUCCAGAAGAGAAGCAGAGCUGAGUGCUCGACAGGGACGAGAGAGAGAAAGAGAAAGAGAGCGUGAGAGGGAGAGAGAAAGAGAGCGGGAGCGAGAAAGAGAGAGAGACUCUGAUAAAGCCUCUCGUGCUUCAAGCUCAUCCCAUGAUGGCCGAAUAAGUGACCACCUGCUUGCUGCCCAUGUGCAACCAGGCCGUCCAUCAUUCGAGCCUCCUCCCCCCACCACCGUGGCUGCAGUUCCACCAUAUCUCGGCCCUGACACUCCAGCCCUCCGCACACUCAGCGAGUACGCCCGCCCCCACGUCAUGUCGCCCAACAACCGCAACCAUCCUUUCUUCAUGCCACUUGGGCCGGGUGAGCACCUGCUAGCUUAUCACAUGCCAGGGCUGUACGCAGCAGACCCAGCCCUUCGAGAGCGAGAGCUUCGUGAACUUCGAGAGAGAGAGAUCCGAGAAAGAAUGAAGCCCGGAUUUGAGGUGAAACCACCGGAGUUGGAGAACCCACUUCAUCCAUCAGCAAAUCCCAUGGAGCAUUUCGCCCGCCAUGGAGCCCUGCCUCUCCCUCAUGUGGCUGGACCUCACCCCUUCGCUCAGUUCCACCCAGCCAUGGAGCGCAGCAUAGCGGCACCCCCUCGGCCGGAAAUCAGCUACGCUGAGCGUUUGACAGCUGAACGGCUCCAUGCUGAAAGGAUGGCCUCUGUUGCUGCUGGUGACCCUGUUGCACGGCUACAGAUGCUUAAUGUUACACCACACCACCACCAGCACUCACAUAUACACUCCCAUCUUCAUCUGCACCAACAGGACCCUCUCAAUCAAGGCCAAGGGCCUCAUCCUCUGGUGGACCCAUUGGCUGCUGGGCCCCCUCUGGCACGAUUCCCCUACCCACCUGGUGCCAUCUCCAACCCCCUACUCAGUGAGUUAUCCCAUGAGCAUGAAAUGCUCCGCCACCCUCUGUUUGGAGCACCAUUCCCCAGAGAGUUACCAGGACCCCUGGCUCCUAUGUCUGCUGCGCAUCAGUUGCAGGCAAUGCAGGCACAGUCAGCAGAGCUGCAGAGGCUGGCACUGGAGCAGCAGUGGCUACAUGGACAUGCACACUUACAUAGUGCUCCUCUCCCAAGCCAAGAAGACUACUACAGCCGUCUGAAGAAAGAGGGAGACAAGCAGUCCUGAAAUGAACAAAUCCUCCACUGUGGAUUACUGAGUGAUUCUGUGUUCAGGGUAUCAGACCUUAUAUUUCAGAAAACCCAGCGUGGGUUUAUCCCUCUUUUGGCUCUUAUAGACGUUUGACCGACUCCUUUGUGCUGUAAGAAAGAACUAUCCUUUUGAAGCACACUGAAUUUUCUUUCCUUGCAUGAACACCAUUUAGAAAUUUCUGUAAUUUAGAAGUUUCUGUAGGAAAUUAAGUUCCCAUGUAAUGUCAUUAUUGUGCUAAAAGCACAAUAUUAUAGAUUUACUAAGUAUUUGAAAAGUGCUGUCCAAUAUCCAGAGUUUAUCACAAUUUAGUUUCAAAGAUUAUUGAAACACUCGUUUAAAGAUUGUAAAUAUUAUAUGUUUAAAAUAAUAUAUUAACUGUUGAAAUUGAAAAGUUGCAAUGAUAGAUUUGGAUACAAAAACUUCAGAUGACCUGUGUGCAAGAAGUGCAUGCUUUACAUACUCUGUCCUUCCCUUUCUCUGACAGUCUCUUCAUCUUUACCUCAGAGUGCUCAUCAAUAUACAGUAAAACCCACAUGUAGUAAACUCUACAAUAUCUUAUUCUUUCAGCAAUUUAGCUUUUUUUUAUUUAAUAAUGUAGACCACAUGCAGGCUGAGUACUAGUAUGAUGAGUGCAGUGUGUCUAGCUCUGCAGAACAGUCGCUUCACUGCCAUGGUCAUACGAUGCUGUAGAAGAAUGAUCAGACCUAUAGUCACCUGCUCGCAGUGUUUUCACAUUUUGAUAAAGCAGGUCAGUUCAUGGGUAACCCUACUUGG
Messenger RNA from Carassius auratus (goldfish), 4709 nucleotides. Its product is annotated as arginine-glutamic acid dipeptide repeats protein-like. The transcript is spliced from 17 exons. Gene Ontology annotation, biological process: regulation of DNA-templated transcription. Bases 282 to 3911 code for a protein of 1209 amino acids. NCBI's taxonomy places the organism in Eukaryota, Metazoa, Chordata, Actinopteri, Cypriniformes, Cyprinidae. Gene Ontology annotation, cellular component: nucleus. Gene Ontology annotation, molecular function: transcription corepressor activity; sequence-specific DNA binding. The record is from RefSeq and is a predicted model, not a curated record.